UUGGUUCAGUCCUCUCUCCAGCUGAUCGGCCCAGGAAUCCCCGGUGGUUCCGUCCGUCAUCGGCUUUGACGGCUCCGAUGUUACACUCUCCCUUUAGGCUGUUUUAAUCCAAUGGACUUUGUGGCCGCCCGUGUCGGCAAACUGCUCCUCGUCUGGUGUAUUUUGGAUGAUCUAAACGGGCUCUUUGCGUCUUGUCCAAACGCGGGGAUUUAGAGGCGAAUUAAAGGCCCUAUCUUCCAUCCCCGCAUUCACCUGCUGCUACACCGACAGCCUCAACACGGAAGACCGUCAUGGGGGACACGGGGAGCGAGGGUAGCAAACCUUCGAGUAACGUGAACGUCGUACCCCCGCGUUGUCCCUGUGGCUUCUGGGGGUCGAGCAAAACUAUGAAUUUGUGCUCCAAAUGUUUUGCAGAUAUCCAGAAGAAACAGCCAGAUGGUGCCUCAAAAACCUCUUCAAGCUCCAGCAGUAGUAGCAACAGCAGCAGCAGCAGCAGUAGUAGCAGCCAAGCAGACGUCUUCUGCAGUGAAACAAAUCCAAACAUCAUAUCGAUGUCAGACAGUUCAGAAGCUCCUAUGCCGGGAGACACAGCAGUGACCUCUCUACCUGCUCAGGACGAAGUAUGCAGCACAGACACAGCCUUAUCCUCGCGCUCCACUCCAACAAAACGCUCCUUUGAAUCAGCCUCAGAGUCAGAAAGUGACAGUUCCCCUGAGAAGCGAGCAAGAGUGGGUGAAGUGCCGGGGGCUGAGGAGUCGUCGUCAUUGUCGUCAUCGUCAUCAACUUGUUCUGCGUCCUCAUCAUCAUCAUCCUUGGCAUCGUUGUCUCGUAGUAGCUCCAAACAACGGAACCGCAAACGUUGCCAUCGCUGCCAAACCAAACUGGAGCUGGUGCAACAAGAGCUGGGAUCCUGUCGCUGUGGUUAUGUCUUUUGUAUGCUUCAUCGACUCCCGGAGCAACACGACUGUCUGUUUGAUCACCUGGGCCGUGGCCGCCAGGAGGCCGUCCUCAAAAUGGUCAAGCUGGACCGCAAGGUGGGCCGCUCCUGCCAGCGCAUUGGAGAAGAAUGCUCCUGAGUACCCCCUGCCUCUCAUCUAAACCUCCACUCAUAAACCCUCGCAGGGAUUUUUUUUUCUUUCUUUUGUACAGGUUUUCAUUCAAAAGGAUGCCUGCUUGCUCUUUUUAAAUCCUAUUUGUCCCAGACGCAUUGUGCUACUGUUGGCUUGAUUGUAUCCCUGCUGCUGACAUGCUUUUGGAAAACCCCAAUCCACAAACAAGAGCUCCGGAGAGAGCAAGAAGGACACUGUGACUUCCUUCCCACCCCCCCAAGACUUUACAUGUGAGUGGACUAACAGAUGAGCAGAUGGAUUGGGAGGGCACACAAGCUUUAUACAAAUGUUCCUCCAGGAAGCCAGUUUCAGAUGAUACCUCAAGUAAAAAAAAAAAAAAAAAAGACAAUAUGAUGAAGAGGAGGAGGGUGGUGUCACCGUUUUAAGCCUCGUUACCUCAAGAAAUAACCAUCCACAGCCGGAAGCGAGACAAGCAAACUCAGUGUCUUAUCCUCUAAUAAUAUUCACCAACUAGUUCAUCAUCCACCUCAGGAUAAGGAAGCCCUAUCUGGCCCUCUGUUUUUCCAUCCAGGAAUUUUCCCGCUGAGGAUAAAGAAAAAAAUUGAGAGAGUCAACCUUGGGGAUUUUGACUGACAAACACUCAACAUCAACGUCGUUGUUUCAUACAAAAGAUCUAUCACCAAUUUUUGUGAGUUUUUUUUUUGUUUGUGCAAAAAGACUAAAUAUAAGACGAUACAUGUUUUUCCUUAAGGUUAUCGUCUCUGUCCAAUGAAAAGCAUUACAGUAGAUCCUCGCUGUUUGUCGGAGUUGCCUUCUGACACCACCUGCGAAUUGCAAAUAAUUACAAAUUAUAAAAAAUGUCUAUAAUUGGCACUUUGAUAGAGACUUGCUGCAUUAAAAUUAUAAGCUAAAAUUCAACUCUGAACCCCCAAUGUCACAACAUACACAAGCACGAGUCUUAUUGAUGUCUUAAUUCCAAGUGUAAAGUUGACUAUAUAGUAUCAUUUGCACAAAUUAUUACCGGCAUAGGAUGAAUGGGAUGUGUUUUCUGUGAACAAAACACCUAUUUUCGGACAGAAAGAGCACGUUUGGGUGGGUGAGAAAAUAUUUUCGCUAGAUUGCGGGAAUGUGAAUGAACAUGCGUUGAACCACUGUAUACAUUUUUUUGUUUUCUGUUUGAAUUCAAAACAAAAACAUGAGGAAAUGUAUAUUUUUCAUUGGAUAGUGACGAGAAAUCUUCAUUUUUGCAUUUUCCCCGUCACCCUUUUUCAUCAUAGGUAGAUUAUAUAUAUAUUUUUGUUUCAUGACAGUUUGCAUUGUACUCAUCACAUAACAUAUUGAUACUUUUGUAAAUACACAUUGCCGCUACAUGGACUAAAGUUGAGAUUUUUCCAUUCAGCGGCUGGUGGUGGGUUGAGGGUUGUUUGGAUUUUCUUUUUUUUUUUUAAGCUAAGCCUAGGUCAUAACCGUUCGUACAGGCUCCUACGGUGUGCAAAUAAAACACAAGAAAUGCACAGAGAGUGCACAUGUGACGUGCUGAUUUUUGAGUCGUAGACUGGCCACAGAGGUUCUUUGUCUUGUCAAAUCAACUCUACGGGUGCUACUCCAUGUGCGUCGCGAUCUUACUCCAUCAUGGGCACCACAGCUACCGUAUUUUCUGGACUAUAAGUCGCUCUGGAGUAUAAGUUGCACAAGGCCAAAAAUGCAUAAUUCGGUGGAAAAAACAUACAUAAGUCACACUGGAGUAUAAGUCACAUUUUUUGCGGGUAAUUUAUUUUACAAACUACUUGACCAAAACAGACAUUAAGUCUUCUUGGAAGGCAAGUUCUAACAAAAAAAAAUAGAGAACAGGCUGAAUAGGUGUAAGAUAUGCUAACACAAUGGUUAUUCAGCUCCACAAAAAAUAAACAUGAACAGAAUAUGUGUCCAGUAUUUAUGUAAUAUAAACACUUUUUUUCAUUUAGAAGUUGCUCUGGAGUAUAAGUCGCAGGAACAGCCAACCUAUGAAAAAAAGUGAGACUUAUAGUACGGAAAAUAUGGUAAGUUCUCAAAAAAAAAGAUUUGGGAAUGCCAAAAAUCGCACGGCCAAAAAAAUGUACGUUGGGUUGUGACCUCGGUUUUUGUAAUCCAUCUUUUUAAAGGUAAAUCUUGGGUUUCCUUUCCUCCUCCAGGUACUUAACCGAUCCUUGACAUUUGCCAAUGUUUGCUAAUCAUGACGACACACACGUUCUGUUCUAAUUGAUUGCUAAUUUUCAGUUAGUCACCCUCUUUGGUCCCUCUCCUCUCUAAGAUGAAGUGAGCAGUGACUAAAUAAAUCCUCCUGAGUGGAAAGUAAAAAAAAGAGGAACAAUUUCCAAAUGUUAAUUGUAGAGAAUCGAACAAGAGUUUAAUUGUAAAGAAAUCAUUUAUUUAACCUUUUUUCUUUUUUGCCUUUUCAGAUUGACUUACACUUAAGUGUAGAGCUGUGUAAUUCUGUUGUAAUACGUUAUACAGUACUUAUUAUCGAGGGAUAAAGAACACAUACAAAUUGUUAUUUUUUUGGAUGUUACCAUGGUUUUCUUUCAUCCUGAUUUUCUUUUACUGAGAAUAAAACAAGAUUAGACAGUU
Molecule: messenger RNA, 3677 nt
Organism: Doryrhamphus excisus (bluestripe pipefish)
Lineage: Eukaryota; Metazoa; Chordata; Actinopteri; Syngnathiformes; Syngnathidae
Product: AN1-type zinc finger protein 3-like
Molecular function (GO): zinc ion binding; DNA binding
Source: RefSeq, a predicted model, not a curated record